Messenger RNA from Diospyros lotus (date-plum), 1536 nucleotides. RefSeq names its product peroxisome biogenesis protein 2. Gene Ontology annotation, biological process: protein import into peroxisome matrix. Lineage: Eukaryota; Viridiplantae; Streptophyta; Magnoliopsida; Ericales; Ebenaceae. Gene Ontology annotation, molecular function: zinc ion binding. The record is from RefSeq and is a predicted model, not a curated record. Bases 179 to 1213 code for a protein of 344 amino acids. Gene Ontology annotation, cellular component: peroxisomal membrane. The transcript is spliced from 8 exons.
UUUUGUUCAUCCGACGGCGGAGGCAGCGUAUUGAAUGCCGUGUGCGGUCUUCGUCGAUUGCACAGUGACCGAGCACCGUCUAAGGUUCGGUGAAGCCAGCUUCUGGAAGUUAUUACUGUGCUAGGCUGCAAUUGCUUGGGCGCAGGGAGAGAGGGAGAGAGAGAGUGGAACAGAGGAAAUGCUGAGAGAAACCCUAGCUUCAUCUUCAUCCGCUGUUGAUAAUCAUCCACCGGCUGAGGACGCUUGGGUCCAAACCUACCACAGACUUCUCCCCCAAUGGCGAUCUCUCCCCAUCUCUCACCAGCCAAUCAUCCCUGUUUCAGUAUCUAGAGUUAAUCAGGUUGAUGCACAGCGGCUUGACGUUGAAAUGUCAGCCAUGUUAAAGGAACAGUUGGUUAAGGUCUUCUCUUUAAUGAAGCCAGGAAUGCUAUUUCAAUAUGAACCAGAACUUGAUGCUUUCCUUGAGUUUCUUAUAUGGAGAUUCUCCAUUUGGGUUGAUAAGCCUACUCCUGGGAAUGCUCUCAUGAAUUUGAGAUAUAGAGAUGAAAGAGCUGUUGAGAUGAGAGGAAAAGUUAGAACGGGUUUGGAAGGACCUGGCCUCACUGUUGCUCAGAAACUGUGGUACUGCAUUGCCACUGUUGGUGGUCAAUACAUCUGGGCUCGAUUACAGUCAUUUUCUGCUUUCCGUAGAUGGGGUGAUUCCGAGCAGACACCACUAGCCCGCCGAGCAUGGACUUUAAUUCAACAAAUAGAAGGAAUUUUUAAAGCUGCUUCAUUUGCCAACCUGGUUAUAUUUCUUUACAGUGGAAGGUAUCGGACUCUUAUUGAGAGAGCAUUACAAGCAAGACUCGUCUAUGGGAGCCCUCAUAUGAACAGAGCUGUCAGCUUUGAGUAUAUGAACCGUCAGCUAGUGUGGAAUGAAUUCUCGGAAAUGUUGUUGUUACUCCUUCCGCUUCUCAAUUCAUCAUCCAUUAAAAAUUUUCUUCGACCAUUCUCAAAGGAUAAAUCUUCAAGUUCCGGGGGGGAUGAAACUGUGUGUCCAAUCUGCUUAUUGAGUCCAACUGUUCCAUUUCUAGCUCUCCCCUGUCAGCACAGGUACAUACCAUCUACUGCUACUACUGCCUUCGAACACGGUGUUCUGCAGCUCCAUCUUUCAGGUGCUCCAGGUGCAAUGAGCCAGUUAUUGCCAUGCAACGGCAUGGUGGUUCAAUAAAAAAUAUUACUUGGGAAAAAUAACUUCACGAGGUUGGGAAAGAAAAUGAAUGAAAAAAGGGCUAGGACAGUUACAAAUCCAUAUUGAUGUAUAAAAAAUGCCCAAAAAGUGGCAUUACUAUUCAAGUAAGAAAACAAGUUUCCAUGGGAAGUCACUUGGUUCGUUUCUGUAGAGUAGCUUUCAUUCUUUGGCAACUUUAUAUAUUUCAUUCAAGCUGCCACUUUUCUGAGUGUGCUUCUUUUAACUCUUCUUGCUUUUCUUCUUUCAUUAUCAGUAUUAACUUGGCCCGUUUGAAAGUUAAAUUUGACCUCUUUUUUGUCUAA